UGUGACGACGGGACGUCGUCUCUGGGUGAACGGCAGCUCGAACAGCAGCGAAACAGUUAACGGUAGUUAGCGACAGUUGCUCUGACAGACCCUCUGAGGAGUAACAAGUGCUUACUGUUCAGAAGUUUACUUUUAACCUGCGCGAGUUUGUUUCCAGACUCCAACUUUGUUUAGCGAUUUCUGGAUUGCGAAUAUCUUAGUUUAAUUUUAGUUUAACGUAUUUUACGAACUUUAAAGCUCAGUUCUGAGAGCAAUUAACAUUCUCCAAAAAUGUGCUAAAGCGGAAGCGUCAGAGCGUAACAUCAGGAUGACGGAGCCGGUACAGCAGACCUAUCACCCCAAAACUUCAGGCAGCCCAUCAGGUGGGAGCGGCGUAGACGCGUUGGAGCAUCUACCAGCCAGGAACCCUCCUCGACCCGAGAACGGCAACAGGGGGCGACAGAGAGACCCGAAGCGGCAGCGGCAGCGGCAGCAGCAGCAGCAUCAGCAAUGUGGGGAUGUCAACACAGACAAGUUGUGGCAAAAGAAAGGCGGACAGAGGGGGGUGUGCCCUUCCUUCGCAGCCGGAAACGUGUUUUCAAAGUGCCCGAACGCAGCGCAGCCUCUCCAGAAACCCGACGGCCUCGCUGCGAAUCACGACCCGCAGGAGAAGAACGGCGAAGACGGACCGCCGGAGGGGACUUUGAACCCGGCGCCGGAGGACGGUCACAUCGACUCGGACACCGGCUUCGAUGCGCGCCUGGGCAAGAAGAGGCACCGGCGCAGGGCCUCCAAGAAGAAGCGCAACUGGAAGCCGUACUACAAACUUAACUGGGACGAAAGGAAAGCCCUGGAGGAGAAGGAGACGGCCAGGGCUUCCCGGCUGAGGGAGGAGAUGUUUGCCAAGGGGCUCCCCGUGGCCCCAUAUAACACUACCCAGUUCCUGAUGGACGAGCACGACCGAGUGGAGCCCGACCUCAACACCGAGUCCGGGGUCAGGCGCCCCUCGGGGGUCGGUGUCCGCGCAGAGGACACCGGCAGCGAGGAGGACUUGUUUGACAACACCAACGAGGAGGAGGAGGACGACGACUGCAGCGGCGGAGGCGGAGGCAGCGACGGGAUCGGGAGGCCCGGGAACGCGGGCGGAGAGUUUCUCCAGAGGGACUUUUCCGAGACCUACGAGAUGUACCACGUCGAGAGCCUGCAGAAUAUGACUAAGCAGGAGCUGGUGCAGGAGUACCUGGAGCUGGAGAAGUGCAUGUCCCGGAUGGAGGAGGAGAACAACCGGCUGAGGCGCGCCGUGGAGCCCGGGGGUGUGACCGCGGAGGGCUCCCUGGUCCGGCUGCAAGAGCUGGAGAGGGAACUGGAGAGACUGAGGGCCCAAAACACGCAGCUGCUCCUGCAGAACCAGCCCAGCGAGGACAGGGGCCAGGUUGGAAGCAAUUAAAGGACACGAUUCACAGGGUGGGAGCCUCCCCCUUUUUUAAAUAAAAAAAAAGGUAAAACAUGGGACUGCUGCAUAAACGUACAACAAAAAAGAAUCCGUUUUCUGUAUCGGUUUGUCAUUUGGACGAAGAGUCCUUGCAUUGCAAUACUUGCCGUUUCUUUUCUAUUUGGACUGUAAGGGUAUCCUAUUCCGGUUUUUCCAAGAAGAAAUGUAAAUAUUUCAAAAAUAAGAUUCUUUUUAUAGAGAGAAUGUAUCUGACAAAACGAGAAUAUUUUGUUUUUUCCCGGUUAAACUUGAUGUUUGUCCGUUCUUUAAUUUAAGUAAAUUGAAGUAUGUUGGAAUUUCCUCAAUAUAAGAUUAACGGAUUACAGCUAAUUUGGUCAGCUUUCAAAGACUAUUUUGCAAAACUAUAUUCCAAAGUUAAUAUUUGAACAUUUGUGUGUUGACUAAAAUUCAAAUAAACAUUUUGAAAACCUGUCA
Messenger RNA from Pungitius pungitius (ninespine stickleback), 1906 nucleotides. It is a transcript of the gene hexim1, whose product is annotated as HEXIM P-TEFb complex subunit 1. Gene Ontology annotation, molecular function: cyclin-dependent protein serine/threonine kinase inhibitor activity; 7SK snRNA binding. The record is from RefSeq and is a predicted model, not a curated record. The transcript has a single exon. NCBI's taxonomy places the organism in Eukaryota, Metazoa, Chordata, Actinopteri, Perciformes, Gasterosteidae. Gene Ontology annotation, cellular component: nucleus; nucleoplasm; cytoplasm. Gene Ontology annotation, biological process: negative regulation of transcription by RNA polymerase II; negative regulation of cyclin-dependent protein serine/threonine kinase activity. The coding region runs from base 308 to 1426 and encodes 372 amino acids.